Messenger RNA from Rhipicephalus microplus (southern cattle tick), 673 nucleotides. RefSeq names its product retinol dehydrogenase 12. Lineage: Eukaryota; Metazoa; Arthropoda; Arachnida; Ixodida; Ixodidae. The record is from RefSeq and is a predicted model, not a curated record.
GCAGAAAUUCCGCACCAUGAGGACCAAGUACCAGGACUUGAAGCGUAUGAACGAUGCUUCGCGCUACUACGGAAAGUACGUUGGUCGGCCCAGGUGGCGCUACUACGAUCUCAUGGACGAGUUCUUGCGAGGGAACGAAGACGCUCCGAACCCUGCACCCUCCGAGACACCAGUCAUGGUCAUCUCAAACAUCUGCUCUGUUGCGGAACAGGCCCCUGCUGUUGCAGGCACUCAUGGUGAAGGCUUAAUAGACCCAGAAGUGAGAAUAAAGCAAGAGCCCCAGCACGACGAAGAGGUGUCGUGGGACGCGAACGACAGCGUCGAAGGUCAGCUGGACGGCGAAUCGUCGGGCGGCAACCAGGCCCCUGGGCGAGUGCACGACUGGAAGGCGACGUCAGAGGACACUGCGGAUGCGUCGAUGGCGAGCAGCUCAGCGCCUCCCGUUGCCGCCGGGUCGCAGCAGGACGCGUUCCACUACUUCGGUAUGAUGGUCGCCGACAGGCUGCGUCGGCUACCAAGGGGCGUGUCCCUCCGAGCCCUGAACGCCAUGCACCAAGUGCUCUUCGAACACGAAAUGGCGGCCGAUUCCUGAGCCAGCUGCCAGCGCAGCCGUCUUACACUGUAUUCAAAAUGCGAAACGCAGAAGAAGACAACAGACCAAAAGGAAGACACA